GCGUCGGGCAUCUCUAGUAUAAUAAGUAAUGUGCCGUGGUGAGCGGUGAUCAGAUUCACGCGUUGGUCAUCCCCGUUACGCCGUGGCGCGGAUGACAAUUGGGCGACCACCCUUGUACCUGCAACAACACGCUCGAUUCACCUUCAAAUUACUUGAAGCAAUUUUGAUCCGAUGAAGUCGCUGCAGUUGAAAAGCGGGGCAAGUAUGCCAUGUAUCGCACUCGGAUCAUGGGUAGGGACUCACCCCAAAGAGCGUGCAAAAGCGUCUUCUUGGCUGUUAACUGCGCUCGAGGCCGGGUACAGGCAUAUCGACACAGCAGCAUUGUAUGGUACCGAGGGCGCUGUUGGUGAGGCCGUUAAGCUAUCUGGUAUACCCCGGAAGGACCUCUUCAUUACUACAAAGCUUCCUUGGCAUCACACUAGACGCGUACGUGAGUCUCUCGACGAAAGCCUGAAACGCGCUGGACUCGAUUACUUCGACCUGUAUCUCAUUCACUGGCCUCAAGUUGUGGUUUACGAAAAUGAUCAUCCUGCUCCCUUGAACGCGGAUGGAUCUUUGAUGCUUGAUGAAACGUGUGACUUUAAUGAUACCUGGAAGGAAAUGGAAAAAGUUCUUGCCAGUGGUAAAGUCAGAUCAAUCGGCGUCAGCAACUUCUCGAUAAAAACGUUGGAACAGCUUCUAAAGACGGCCAAAGUUAUGCCGGCUGUCUUGCAAAUUGAAUUACAUCCAUAUCUGGCACAGAAUGAGCUUCUGCAAUGGUGCAAGGAAAAUGGCAUAGCAGUUGUCGCCUACGCUGCCACCGGUUAUGCGGUUGUCCGCGAAGAUCCGACUGUUGUGGCGCUCGCGAAAAAGUAUAACGUCACUCCAACCCAGAUAGUGCUGUCGUGGCACAUCAGACGAGGGACGGGCCUCGUUACAAAGAGUGAGAACGCCAGUAGGCAAGAAGAGAACUUGAAGGUGAUUAAACUACAUGAAGGGGACGCAAGACGGAUUGAUGCGUUGGACAAGAAUAGAAGGCUUUGUAUAAAGCCUGAUAAGCAGGGAAAGGUGUUUGGGUGGACUUUCGAUCGCCUGGGAUGGCAAGAAGAAAGGACACCUCAGGCAGAAGCAAAACUUUAGAGGUGGAUUCCAAUGGAAUCACGCUGGAACUGGAAUUGACUAGGUUUCAUUUGAGCUGAUAAACGUCUGUCAUUUGUCCCCACUUGCUGUAAGUGUCAUUGUGUUAU
This is a messenger RNA of Suillus paluster, 1226 nucleotides long. RefSeq names its product NADP-dependent oxidoreductase domain-containing protein. Bases 172 to 1119 code for a protein of 315 amino acids. Gene Ontology annotation, molecular function: aldose reductase (NADPH) activity. The record is from RefSeq and is a predicted model, not a curated record. Lineage: Eukaryota; Fungi; Basidiomycota; Agaricomycetes; Boletales; Suillaceae. The transcript has 10 exons. Gene Ontology annotation, cellular component: cytosol.